This is a messenger RNA of Chironomus riparius, 777 nucleotides long. NCBI's taxonomy places the organism in Eukaryota, Metazoa, Arthropoda, Insecta, Diptera, Chironomidae. The record is from the annotation of a GenBank genome assembly.
AUGCGGAUAACAACAAUUUUGCAUGCUAAACGACACAAUAUCUUAGAGAAGGUAGGCGAAUUAUCUAAGGCAUUUGGAAAUUUCCCGGAUUCAUACGUUAAAAGAGCUUCAGAACAAGUUUAUUGGGAAACACCAAAAGCACCACAAUAUACAAAAGCAGCAAUCGAGAAGAGAAAUUUCAGAUUUACAACAAAUCGACCAUGGACAUCGCAAUUUAGAAUGCAAAAUAUGUCGAAUAUGAAGCGAAAGAAAGUUUUUGUUGAACCAAUUGAAAAUUGGGGCUUCUUUCGAGGAGAUCGUGUGGAAGUCCUUAUUGGAAAGGAUAAAGGAAAACAAGGAAUAGUAAAUCAAGUCGUCCAAGAAAGAAAUUGGGUAAUGGUUGAGGGAUUAAAUUGUCAUUUAAGAAUAGUCGGCAAAGAAAAAGAUUAUCCAGGCGUUGUUAUUAGAUCCGAAGCACCAUUAUUAGUAACAAAUCAAGUUGCUUUAGUUGAUCCAACUGAUCUACAAGCUACAGAAGUGGAAUGGCGAUUCACUGAAGAAGGAGAGAAAGUGAGAGUAUCAAAAAGAACUGGUCGAAUUAUCCCUAUUCCAAAAGCUAAUGAAGAAACUAUGGAUUAUAAAGGAAAGAAGCUCUAUAUGACUAGAGAAAAGGACACAGAUGUUGAUGUAGCACAAGAAAUUUCAUUUAAACCAAAAUUAUGUACAUUCGAAAUGGACAUUAUGGAAUCAAUGGGAAUUGAAGAAGACAGAAUACCCAAGAAGACUUUUUGGUAUUAA